Messenger RNA from Onychostoma macrolepis, 1106 nucleotides. RefSeq names its product C-type lectin domain family 4 member F-like. Gene Ontology annotation, cellular component: external side of plasma membrane. Gene Ontology annotation, molecular function: carbohydrate binding. The record is from RefSeq and is a predicted model, not a curated record. The transcript has 7 exons. Lineage: Eukaryota; Metazoa; Chordata; Actinopteri; Cypriniformes; Cyprinidae. Gene Ontology annotation, biological process: immune response; biological process involved in interspecies interaction between organisms. The coding region runs from base 1 to 705 and encodes 234 amino acids.
AUGCCCUCUGACCUUACCUCUUUUACUUUAACAUAUGCUGUUCUUGCGGAGUCUCCACACACAAACCGGUAUGCUUAUGGAAACAGUGAUGACCUGGACUGGGAUCCAAAAGACACUGCAGAUGCAUCUGAACACACAUUCUCAUCUAGGAAAGAGAAAGAUCCGUCCUGUAAGGCAGUUCUUCUGGCUGUCCUUAGUAUCUCUCUGCUAGUGGCUCUGUGUGUUCUGGGAAUUCUCUAUUCCAAACUACUGAGGUCGUCUGAUUUGUUAAAAGAGCAGAGCAGAAAUGCUGCAGUCGACAUUGAAAUACAGGAGCAGAACGCCACAGACGGAACAUUUGGGAGGAGAAAGUACUACUAUUUCUCUUCAGAAAAACUAAACUGGAUGGAAAGUCGAGAUUACUGUAUGAAAACAGGAGGUCAGCUGGUCACAAUUACAGGCAAAGAUGAUCAGAAUAAUUUGGCCUCAAAGCUGAAUGAGCCGCAUUGGAUUGGACUACAUGAUUUGUACACUGAAGGACACUGGAUGUGGGUGGACAACACAACUCUCUCAGGAGAAGCGUUCUGGCAUAAAAGGACAACUGGUCUGUCUGAACCUGAUAACUGGACACAGGAGGACUCAGAUGGAGAAGACUGUGCUUGUCUGGAAAGUGAAUGGUUUGAUGCUUCAUGCUCACAACUAAAAAUGUUUAUCUGUGAAAAGUAAAAUUGAUAGCAUGGUGCACUAUAUCAACACACACACAUAUACACACACAUCAUUCAAAAGAUUGGGAUCAAUACGAUUUCUUUCUACAGACAUUAAAACCUUUACUUAGGAAGAAUGCAUUAAAUUGAUCAAAAGUGACAUUAAAGGCUUUUUAUAUUGUUACAAAAACGAACUUUCUAUUCAUCAAAGAAUCAUGAAAAACUGUACCAAAGUUUCCACAAAAAUAUGAAGUGGCACAACUGUUUCUUGAGCAGCAUAUUAGAAUGAUUUCUGACAUAAACUGAGUGUGAACUAACUCCAGGGUAAGGCUAAAAGCAGCCAAAUGUAUUAAACAUCAUAAACCCAUCUUUUUAGGCAAGAAUCAGACAUGGGUUUCAUGUAGGGUAAUAAAAUGUGUUUAA